ACUUCUAAAACAUUCUUGAACAUUGUAUUAGUAAUUUAGUAUCAGACCCUUAACUUCAAUUCAAAGUUCUUAGCCUUAAAUUCAAAUUUUAUCUAAUAUAUUUCUUAGUCUUAUAAUAAGAAUUAUAUCAUAAUUAAUGUUUUAAAUAAUCAGCAACUUGCAAACUGCGUACGUACUGUAUGCCUCAUCGUCAUCAUCAUCGUCACAUAUAUAAAGAGCUUAUGAAGACCACCAUCCUUUCAUUUCACUUUAACCUGGAAAACUCUAGAGAGAGAAAUAGAGAGGGAGAGAAUUGUUUUAUGGCAGUUGCUGCUACCAUGAGUAGUAGCCAAGAAGAUCAUGAACACGACAAUAAUAAUAAGGAUCUUCACGAACACGACACAGUGAUGCCUGGUUUUCGAUUCCAUCCAACGGAGGAAGAGCUUGUGGAGUUUUACCUUCGCCGUAAGGUUGAGGGCAAACGUUUCAAUCUCGAGCUCAUCACUUUCCUCGAUCUCUAUCGAUAUGACCCUUGGGAACUUCCUGCGUUGGCGGCUAUUGGGGAGAAGGAAUGGUAUUUUUAUGUGCCGAGGGAUAGGAAGUAUAGAAACGGGGAUAGGCCGAAUCGAGUGACUACAUCUGGGUAUUGGAAGGCGACCGGAGCUGAUAGAAUGAUCAAGAGCGAGACUUUUAGGCCAAUUGGAUUGAAGAAAACCCUAGUUUUCUAUACCGGAAAAGCUCCUAAAGGGAUACGAACAAGUUGGAUCAUGAACGAAUAUCGGUUACCUCACCAUGAGACUGAAAGGUUGCAAAAGGCGGAAAUCUCACUGUGUCGUGUGUAUAAAAGAGCCGGAGUCGAAGACCAUCCUCCUCUUCCACGCUCGAUCCCAACUAGGGCAUCAUCAUCAUCAUCAAGAAAUACAAAUAUGGAGAAGAAACCAAUUAUACAACCGGUCAAUCUAGCCUCCUCCCAACUAUCUACACUAUCAAGACCUAGUUAUCACGAUUUCGGACGAUCUUCGUCCGAGAAGGUAAUAGGUCAUGAAAUUAGCAACGAAAACGAUCCCACCCCUUUCGUUCUUAACAACAACACUUCUUACGUCGAAAUCGUUCCAACACUGCCACAACCCAUAGAACUAGCUGCCUCAUUUGAAAUCGAUCUAGUUCAUCAAUUAAGAAACCCACCAUGCCCUACUAUGAUCCAAGCUUCAACCAACAACAACAAUAUCUUCACAAAUCCUAACAAUAACUACCAAACUAAUAAUUCAGUUGAUGAACUUCAUAGACUAGUCAGCAAUCAACAAGCUUCAAUGAACCAGAUCCAACUUCAAUAUAAUCAAAACCAUUUCUCCUCUUUGCAACCACAGUCAUUGGCUGAUCAAAAUAUGCUGCCGUCAAAUUCUCUACUUGAUACAUUCCCCGAGAGGCAAGUGUGGGAGUGGAAUUCAGUCGCCGGAGAUCGAACCAAAGGCUAUGACGCGAACCUUUUCAAGUAAAAGAAGAGUUAUUUUAUUUUAACAUUUACACUGAACUAUUUGGAGGUGGUUUUAUCUAGUGCUAUAAUUUGGUGUACUUUAUAUAUCUAAUACCCUAAUAAGCUGCAGAGAUCAAAUAUGAAUUAGGGUUUAGCUAGGGUUGUUGAAUUAGGGUUGGCUUCAAUACCUAUGUUAAGAAACUAAACUAGAGGACUUUGAAGAUAGGUUACUUAAAGAUGGUACUAGUGGUUAAUUAAUUAAUGCUUUUUAUAUUUUUGAAUAACACCACCACUUUUUAUUCUA
This is a messenger RNA of Impatiens glandulifera, 1757 nucleotides long. Its product is annotated as NAC domain-containing protein 35-like. Gene Ontology annotation, biological process: regulation of DNA-templated transcription. The coding region runs from base 180 to 1475 and encodes 431 amino acids. The record is from RefSeq and is a predicted model, not a curated record. The transcript has 3 exons. Lineage: Eukaryota; Viridiplantae; Streptophyta; Magnoliopsida; Ericales; Balsaminaceae. Gene Ontology annotation, molecular function: DNA binding.